UCCCCGCCCCUCCGCCGGGCGUGUGGGGACGCCGGAGGGCGGGAGUCUCCGCGAGCAGCGCGGCGCAAGGAGCACGGCGGCCGCUUGAGCUCGGCGCGGAGCCGGGAGCCCGAAGCCUGCAGCCGGCCGUCGCCUGCUCCUGUGCCCUGGGCGCCAGCCCCUGCCGCGCUGCUCGGCAGCCGGAGAGCGCGCCCCGCCAUGGAACCCUCGCACAAAGACGCCGAGACGGCGGCGGCGGCCGCAGCGGUGGCGGCGGCAGACCCCCGGGGAGCGUCCUCAUCCAGUGGGGUGGUGGUGCAGGUCCGCGAAAAGAAGGGCCCCCUGCGAGCCGCCAUCCCCUACAUGCCCUUCCCCGUGGCCGUCAUCUGCCUCUUCCUCAACACUUUCGUGCCAGGACUGGGGACAUUCGUCUCGGCCUUCACCGUGCUGUGCGGGGCCCGCACCGACCUCCCGGACAGGCACGUGUGCUGCGUCUUCUGGCUGAACAUCGCGGCAGCCCUCAUCCAAAUGCUCACGGCCAUCGUCAUGGUGGGUUGGGUCAUGAGCAUCUUCUGGGGCAUGGACAUGGUCAUCCUCGCCAGCUACAAGGAGCAGGGCAUCCCACAGCAGCUGUGAGCCCACGGGAACCGCUGGGGAGAUCCAGGGGGCCCAGUGAGGGCUGCACCAAGCAGCUUUGGGCACACGGACCAUUACAUGUUCUCUUCUGCCAUUUUCCGGACUGGGGGUGGAAAGGGGGUAUUUUUAAAAAUAUUAUUUAUUUUGAAAACGCAUCUGCUUUUCUCAGCAGGUUGUGAGGGCUGCCAGUCCCUCCUGCUCCAGAAAGCACUGUGGGCGCAGGCACCAGAGCACCAGAGAGUGGGGUGGAGAUGAGAACGCCCACAGGGAAGCUGGAUGCUCCCGCAGGCUCCAACCCGCCUUGCCGUGCCCACUGUCCACUGCAAGGGCAUGCCACAGCUGCUGGGCCGGGCCACACCGGGCCCUGUCUCACAAAGGGCUCAGGACUGUGGUAGAUCCAUCCUCUGAGACCCCACCCACCUCAAAAUCUAGCGCCUCAAGUACUUACUGUGUGGUCUCCUGAGGGCAGCACCAGGGUCGGGGUGAGGAUGGCCAGGCUCCACCCUAGUGUGGAAAGGCCCACUAUGUCUGCAGCUGGCCUGAGGCCUCGGGGAGAAGACCAGUCUCACAGGUGUCUCCUGGGCCUGCCUCCCUGACCGCACCCCCCACCUCCUUUCCACUGAAAUAGAAGGGCUAGAUGUGUUGUGACUUGUGUUUUCCUGGGAAGGAGAGGAGUGGAUCCUUCCGUGGGGUGAAACUGCCAGAAUUGCCAGACGUUUAUACACAAAAUUAUUAGACUGAAGUGGGAGUGGGCAGACUAGCAGCCAUUUACCCUAUACUUAACCGCAUUUCUGGCCCACACUCCUUUCUCUGAAGUCAUUGGGGCCAGAUGUGUCUCCGAGUUGAGAAGUGUUAGAUUUGACAAAGGCAAUGGAUCCGUUUAUCGUAACACUUUCUAACCUUCCAGAGUGUGGAUCAUCCUGCCUACCAUCAGGCACGUGACUAUUUCUGCAGAGAAACAUGUGACUAGUCCCAUCAAUUGGGAGCUAUACAAACUGUAAAUUGCCUCAGCUCAGUUCAGUCUAAUUUUGCCGCUAAGGAACUUAGGGAAAACUUAACAUUUGAGAGCUUUUGGGGUUUCAGAAUAGCAAAAACAAUGGUAUGGGGUUGUGGACCUGGAUCUGAAAAUCCUACUUGCUGAUGGAUGCGUUAGAGGCUGACAUUGUCGGCAUUACACAGGGACUCCUUCAGUUGCUGAGGGACCCUGGGCCCCUUUAAGAAGCCCCUCUGGAAGUGAUUGAAACACGGCUAGAUGGCUAAUGGGGGCUGGGGGGUGGGGAGAAUCGAGCAGAAGUUGUCCAGGCUACUAUGGAUCAAAUAUUAAUCUGAAGUUAAGAGAAAGGAGAACCCAAAAUUAUACUAAGAGGAUGGACAUUUACACAUCUGUUUCAUUCCAUUUUCAUUCUAACACAGGAAACGCUAACAAGUGGAGCUGGCCCGAAGUCCAGCUUCUGACUCCACAUGACGUAGGGCCAUUGGGCAUGUCCGUCGUUGAAGGGCUUGUCUAUCAAAGACUCUGUCAGAACUCCAUGAGAGUAGGAGAAGGGAUUUUGCUGAAUGAAAGUGCUUGGGAAGUAGUGGCCACCACGAUGGGGGUCCUAGCCCACCUACCCCAUCCACUGGCCUUCUAAUCACAGUCCUGCCUGAGCAGCGGGGCUGGAGCACCCUGCAGACUGGACAGCUCCCGACAGCCCUAGAGAAACAGAACCCCCUGCAGCUACUCACCCACCCCGCCCCGACCUAACUCCCGGCCUGUCCUGCCCUUUGGUCCGCCCCUUAGCAGGGAUCCUUUAGCUACUGUCCCUCCUCCAUCACUGCCUGGGGCUGGACUGCCGUGUUUGAACGCCUGACGGUGUCUGUCUCGUCCUGUCCUUUCUUCUUACCAAUCCCAAUCCAGGCCUUUUGCCUUCCUCUUUCCUGUCUGGAAGUCUGUAUCUUCAAGGUGUGGGAUCAGAUCUGGUUUUCUCUAAAAAGCUAGAACCUUCUGCUGUGUGCAGCGGACAUCCUCCAGGCUGGCUGCUCGCUGCUCUCGAGGAAGCUGCAUGAGAGCAGAGCCGCCCUCUACUCAGAUAAAAUAGCUUCAGCUGCAGGAAGCCGCCCCCUCCCAUGCCUGCCAGCCCACAGCCCUUCACCCCACACAGCCCCCAGAGUUUGCCUGACUCCCCCUGAGUGAUGACAGGUCUCAGGGGGGCCACCCCCACACAUAGGAGGGAGAAGCUUAGUUUCCUGGCUUGGGCUGGGGGUGGCUGCUGAGGGGGUGGAGCAGAGAUAGCAAUUUAUGUUGCAUGUUUAGUGACACAAUCCAGACACAGGUGGGACUUUCUUGAGUGACAGGUGUCACCCUGAGUCCUGUGUGGGAUGGCUUAAUAGAGGGGUUUGUGUGUUUGUGUGCAUGGAGGGCCACUGCACCCCCAGAUCCUCCUCUCCCCCGAGGGCUGCGUCUCUAAACCUGGGAACACAUCAGCCCCAGGAGGAGGCCCUUUUCCGGGUAACUGAUGUGUGGGAGAAGCCAAGAGGCCCCUGCCUGUCUCCUGAAUGAAGCUGUGAGGGUUGCCACGUGGGUGGGACCAGUUCAAAAUAUCGCCCCCGCCCCUCUAAAUUAGACCGCGGUCUCAGCACUACCGUGUUCAGUAGAUAAGGGAUGGUGGCUGAUUUACUCCAAGUAGUUCCAGCUGGCUCCUCAGACCAGGGCCAGAGUUAGUGUCUCCAACAGCAGCCGGCUGAAAACUGGGGUUCUCGUGCUGGCAAGUGCUUGGCUGACGCACAACCCUUUGGUGACGAAGCUGGGCUUUGCCUCGGUACUGCAGACAAGGCUGUUGGCUCAGAGGUUGCAGGGCAGGUAGGAUUCAGUAGGAUGCGCCCUGGCUGUGUGUAUUUUGGGCAGGAAUCCCAGGUGUGCAGAGAACAUCAGAGGCAAUGAGAGGCUCCCAGGACCCAACUGUGACACUGGGAUCAGGGUGGCCAUUCCCUUGGGCCAGAGUGAGCCGUGGGUGGCCCGCGGACGGCGGCGAAUGUCAAUUUGGAUGUUGAGCCCCGAGUCAGUUUUAGAACCGAGGACCUCAGGCGGGGAGGGCUAGGGCCCCAUGGGAGCAGCAGGAGUCUGAUGGCUCCUGGCUGUGGCCCACGCCUGCCUGCCUAGCCUAGUACCGGGGCUGCAGGGCAGAAGCUCUGCUGCUGGGGCGCUCCCCAAUCUGCCACGCCGCUGGCCUUCCCAAGGUAAGGAGGAGGCAGUCAGCAUGGUCCCCACCCUCAGCUGCCCCAGUCCCACACAUCCAGCCACAGUGCUUUUUAGCUCCUGGGAGGGGAGAUACCUUUGUGAGUUUCAAAUGUCAGACCUGAAGCUCAGAGAGAGAGUAAGCCAUGUGCCCCUAAACACUCUGCUCCUAAGUGGCAGGAAGGGCAAGUGGCCAGGUUGGGUCACCCCCACAGCCUGUGCCAUCGACACACUCAUUACAGCACCUCCAGAAGAAGGGGAAUUGCAGGCAUCCCAGAGCCUUACAUCCUCAGGAGUAAGAGGGUGAUUAUGUCACAUGUUUAGUGACACGAUCCCACCUGAGUCUGGAUUGUGUCACUAAACAUGUGACAUCAAUUGCCAUCUCUUCUCCAACCCCUCAGCAGUCACCCCUAGUCCAAGCCUGGAAAAUAAGCUUCUCCCUCCCAUGUGUGGGGGCAGCCCCCUCCUGAGACCUGUCAUCACUCAGGGGGUGUCUGGCAAAGCCGCCUGGGAAGGACCUGGACGCCUCCACCCUGCCCCACAAGGCUCUGGGCUCCCACCUGCCUGGGCAGCCCUUACACCCAUGCUCCCUCCUUUAGGCAGGCCCAGAAGAGUAUCCCUUCCUGAGGGUGUCAGGGGAUGGUGGCAGAGAGAGAGUUGGGAUGAGGAGAGCUGGGAUUAGGAAAGCUGGGAUGAGGAGAGAGCUGGGAUUAGGAGAGCUGGGAUUGGGAACAGGGAUUGGCGCUUCCCCAUCCUGAUGCGCAGGACCGAGUCAUCUGCUCUCCCAGCCCAGGGCUCCAGCCAUGCUGAGAGCAGUAAGGAGGAUGCUGCAGAAAGGAACUGCAGAAAGAAAAAAAGCCACAUGAUUAACUUUUCUCCUGGAGGGCAAAGGGUCCCGACUCUCAAAAAGAAAAGCCAGGCACAGACCCCAACACCCAGUGUAAGGCAGCGCAGGACCCCAGGACCGGGGCAAAGGCCUUUCGAAGGCCCUAGGCUCUCGAGGGGGAAGGGAAGCUGAGAGGCCCCGGUCCUUCUGCACCAGGUGGCUCUUUAAAACACAAAACACCCCAAAGGCAAAACCCUGAAGCAUGUUCUUUAGCUAACCCCUUCCCGGCCCAGAUGCCUGCCAUUCCGAGAAUUCCUUUCAGUUUUGCCAGGACCCAGGAGGGUGAAGAGCUGGCCCCUCAGGGUCCCAUCCAGGCUUCCAGGCCCACUUUAGGCUUUAAUUGCAUUGGCUGUUUCCUAUGGUGAAAUUGAUGAGGGCAAAGAAAGCCCGGAGCAUAAAUGCUGGGGGCGUGUCAUUCAAAUGGAAGUUCUCCAGUGAGUGGCUGAAGGCAGAGAACUGCUAUUAUUCCUCCCUCUUUCUGGAUUUGUUGGAGGGCUUCCAUCAGAGGGACUGGAGGUGGGAGAGCACUUUUAGAGCGAACCCGUCCCCCACCCCACCCCGCCCCCCAGCUGCGCCUGAGCUCCCCAGAGACCCUGACCUUGCAUGCAGCUGGAGCUGGCGACCUCAGGCUUGGGGAGCAGCCUGAAGCCUUCAAGGCCAACUCCCCCAGGACAGAAGCCCAGCCACAGGCUGAGGAGACAGGGCUUCCUCUCUGGAGGGCUCACUGAGCAGCUAGGUAGUGGCCUCAGGCAGUCCUCGCCAGGGGACAGCUCCCUGUUUUGCAUUCAUUCACGCAGUCAGCACUCAGGCAGAGCUAAAGUGGGCCCAGCGGUCCUGUGCUUGGAAACGGAUGCUCUCACCUCCACACUCCUGCCGUUCCAGCCUCCACAGGUGAAGCUGCAGGGUGAGCAGAGGCAGGCAUGGGGUGCACGCUUCAAGGAUGGGGCUGGCCGUUCUCCCUCCACAGAGGGAGGGGAUGCACUGGGUUUGAGGAUGAGGUGCUAGCCUGGUCAGGGGAGUGACUAUGGUCCUUCUGACCGACUUGGAUCUUUAAAAUAAUCACAAAAAAGCUCAGCCUAAGCAGGAGAGUUCAAGGCUGGGGGGCCUGUGUUUUCCAUCAGUUUUCUUCCCACAAGAUUCUUAGAGCUGGAGGUUUACAGGAUCAGAGGGGCACGGAAGUGGUCAGGCUCAGUCAUCACCCACCCUAAAUUACAGGCCAGGCAGAGAUAGGAAGAAUCCCAACCAGAGGGACCCCAAAUGUCCCCCUGCAGCCUGAGAGUGAGUUCCGGCCCAAGUGCUGUGAUGACCGCCGGCAUCUCUCCGACUGCCUCUGCCUCAGUUUAAGCAUCUCUAGGUUGGGAGCAAAGGCAGGCUUAGGCAGCCAUCGCUUCCCCACGUCAGCCCAGGGCUUGCAGGGCCAGCACCAUCUGGGUAAGGGCUGCCCUCUCCUGCCCAGGCUCCUUGCUGUGGCUGGCAAUCCUGGAGCCAAGAUUCUUUCUAGCAGAACAGAAACUCCGGCCCCAAUUCCCCUCUCCCUUUCUGAUGCUACUGCCAAGGGCAGAAAUGUACCCUGUAGCCCACCCUUGUGUGUCCUGAGUUUCCAGUGCGAGUCAUCUGGAUUUGCAUUUAGCCGGGGAACCUUGACCCCUAACCCCUCUCCUUCCCUGCCUGAAUUUGCCAAAAUGCCAACCAUCCAGGCAGGUGUGGAUGCCACCGUCCAUCCCCCCACGUGAACAGAGACACACAUUCACAGCCCACAGCCCCUUUGGCUGCUGGGAGAAGCAGGCCUGGGUCUGCCUGGAGCCUCAGGAUUGGGACUUAUCUCCAAAGGAGCCCACACUCCCUCUUCCGGGAUGGGCACUGGCUGGCUGCGAGCACCUUUUGCCCUCACCACAUCCCUCCCCUGCCCAGCCCACAUGCACCUGUUUCAUCUGUCUCCAGGGCCCCUGCCCUGUGGAUCUCUUCCAUGCAUUCCUAGGGUGCAUGGGCUCAGUGCCAAAUCUGGCUGUGCCCAUUCUCCAUGGCCCCAGCUUGGCGUCCUGUGGAAAGGGGAAGGUGGACCUGCCCAGAGGAGAGGAAGGUCCCACCCAUCUGCCCCAGCACAGGAACCAGGGAGGAAAGAAUGGGGAGGGGGGGUCCCCAUUCACCGUUUUCUGGAUUAGCACUUGAUUGGAUGUUUCAAGCAGGGGACAAGGUGAUGGUGGCUGUAACAGGCUCCUCGUGGGCACUGUCACCCUGGAAGGCCUGAGCACCUGUGAGAACCUGUGGCCAGCCCUUUUCAUUGGCUAAGUUCCCUGCUGUUCGGUGUGGUGCCAGUUUUAUAAAAAACAACAUAUAUACAUAUAUAAAAACAAAACAACUGGUUCUGUAUCAACUGAAUUUACAUACGAACGAGUGUUGUGAUUUGCAGUGUUUUGACACCGUGAUUGGCUUGUUUGGGUCUCUCUUCUUUCUGUUAAAUUAAUUGCUGUGCGUUUCCACUGUUCUUUUUUUUUGAGAUGGUGUUUCACUCUGUCGCCCAGGCUGGAGUGCAAUGGUGCGAUCUCAGCUCUCACCAUUCUCUUGCCUCAGCCUCCCAAGUGGCUGGGAUUACAGGCAUGCACCACCACGACCAGCUAAUUUUGUGUUUUUAAUAGAGACAGGGUUUCUCCAUAUUGGUCAGGCUGGUCUCAAACUCCCGACCUCAGGCGAUCCACCCCCUCAGCCUUCCAAAGUGCUUGGAUUACAGGCGAGAGCCACCACGCCCGGCCUCACUGCUCUUAGAGAAGACUCUUAGCUCCUGGGUAUUUCUUAUCUCACUUCUACCCAGACCUGCUGGGAGCCCACCCCACCGCAGUUCAACCAAGAGGGUAUUUCCAGGCUAUUCCAAUGACUGGAACCCUUCUUGGAAGAAAAUGUCUAAUGUCGGGGACCUAGGGACGCUUCCAGACUUGCCCUGGCCAGAAUCCUGCAGCCUAGGCCCAGGCCCGUCCACAGCUUAGCUUCCACCCCACCCCCACUCCCCAACCCACAGCCUCAGGACCCAGCCCCGCAGACCUUCCGUGGGAGCUGCUCAGGGGUCUCCGCUGCGCCCUCUAGUGGCCGAGCAUCGGUCCAGUUUCUCCAGCCUUCUGCCAGCUUUAAAACCCUUCAUUCGAUCAGCAUUACCGUACAUGCAAUGAAAAAUACCAUGUAUGACAAUCAAAACCCGUGUACAUAUCUCCAUGUACAUAUUUAUACAUACACACACCUUCCUAUUAUAAAUAUAUAAAGCAUGGCAUCUCUUUGGCAUUCCAAGUUUGUGUUUUUUUUAAUCCUUGGAAAUAUGGCUUUGGAAACCUUUUUCUUCCGUUCCCUCUUUUCUAUGUUGUAAUAAACAUUCAUGUGACCUUU
Molecule: messenger RNA, 8087 nt
Organism: Callithrix jacchus (white-tufted-ear marmoset)
Lineage: Eukaryota; Metazoa; Chordata; Mammalia; Primates; Cebidae
Gene: STUM
Product: stum, mechanosensory transduction mediator homolog
Source: RefSeq, a predicted model, not a curated record